GAAGAACGCGCUCCUGCACUUUUGUUUUGGUUCAUUUUAAAGUUGGAGCAUGAGUUAAAAUUGUUCUGAUUUUAUUUUAUUUUAUUUUUUAUAAUUGUGCACUUUUAUAACUUUGCUAGACGGAUGUGCACGCGCGUGACAUGGAGGAGGGCGCGUGCGCAGAGGAGUUUGUGGCUCUGUCGGAUUUUACAGCCUCAGGAUCUGACCAGUUGUCUUUCAGUUGUGGGGACAGACUCUUGGUCCACUCCAGACCCUGUGAGGACUGGUGGUGGGCGGAGUUGAGGGGCGACCAGGUGGGCUACGUCCCUGCCAGUCACCUGCUCGAGCGCCGCGUCAGCACCCGCCCUGCCAACCCCAGCACCGGCCCACCCUCGCACUCCAGACCCGGGCACGAGGACGAGGAAGAGGAGGAAGACGCGGAGGAGGAGGAGGAUCCCUGGCAGGAUGUGGAAUACUUCAGCAGCUACGGGACUCUGAAGCUUCACCUGGAGAUGUUGUCGGACCGCUGUCGUACCGAGGCCUACAGGCAGGUGGUGCUGAACAACCGCGACUUCCUCCGGGACAAAGUGGUUCUGGACCUGGGCUGUGGCACCGGCGUCAUCAGCCUCUUCUGCGCCCGACUCGCCCGACCCGCCAAGGUGUACGCGGUGGAGGCGAGCCCGAUGGCGGAGCACACGCGCGCCCUGGUCAGACAGAACGGGUGCGAGGGCGUGGUCAGCGUGGUGCAGGGGCGGGCAGAGCGGGUGCGGCUGCCGCAGAAGGUCGACGUGCUGCUGUCGGAGUGGAUGGGCAACUGUCUGCUGUUUGAGUUCAUGGUGGAGUCGGUGCUGGUCGCCCGUCAGCGUUGGUUGGCGGAGGGGGGGGUGAUGUGGCCCUCGUCCGCUGCUCUGCUCCUCGUGCCCUGUCAGGCCCACGACUUCUACACAGAGAACUUCACCUUCUGGAAGAAUCUCUACGGCCUGGACUUCAGCCCCCUGCAGUCUUUGGCGGAGCAGGAGUUUUUCUCCAAACCAAAGUUCAGUCACGUUCUGGAUCCACAGGACUGUCUGAGCGCGCCCGCUGAGGUCCUCUCGCUCAACAUGUACACGCUCACGGUGCAAGACCUGGAGGAAAUGGAGGGACAGUUUGACUUCGGUGUGGACAGAUCGGGGGAUUUCCACGGAUUCUGUGCCUGGUUCAGCGUUGGCUUCGAGAGUCUGACCCCUGGAGGAGAGGAGGUCCAGCUCCACACGGGACCCUUUUCUGAGCCGACGCACUGGAAGCAGACGCUCUUCAUGCUGGACAGUCCCGUGAGCGUCCACCAGGGGGAGCGGAUCAGCGGCUCCGUCGUCCUGCGCAGAAACCCCACCUGGAGACGUCACAUGAGCGUCACCCUGAACUGGACCCAUCACAGCAGCUCCGAGGAACACGGCGAGGUUGGAUCCAAGACGUUUCCCAUGUGGAGGUGACAGGACCAAAUGAUCGUAAAUAAACACGCCACACACUCCAUGCAGUGAUUUUUAUACACGUUUCUGUUCAUAAUUUAAUCAUUUUAUUAUUUACAAAAACGCUUCAAAUGCCUCCAAAAAGAAAUAAAACGUCCACAUAUACAAAUACUCGUUUUGUUUUCGUUUUUUUCCGUCAUUUUCACAUCAACAAAAAGACAAAACAUGCAUCGUCUCAUUUAUCAAGAACAAAAUCUAUAACUUUUGACAUUUCUGACUCGUUUCAAAGCAGAUUUAAAGGUGUGUUGUGAAACUUAACGUAUUUUUGAGCUAUAAAACCUCCUGUAAUUGAAUAAAAACAAGCAAAUGACGGACCCACAACCGAAAAGUUAC
Molecule: messenger RNA, 1817 nt
Organism: Boleophthalmus pectinirostris (great blue-spotted mudskipper)
Lineage: Eukaryota; Metazoa; Chordata; Actinopteri; Gobiiformes; Gobiidae
Gene: prmt2
Product: protein arginine methyltransferase 2
Exons: 9
Coding region: 141-1448 (435 amino acids)
Biological process (GO): peptidyl-arginine methylation
Cellular component (GO): nucleus
Molecular function (GO): protein-arginine N-methyltransferase activity; protein binding
Source: RefSeq, a predicted model, not a curated record